GAGAGAGGGAGGGGGAGGGGGUGGUUCGUGAAUGGCAGGAGCUAUUACUCAGCGACAGCCAGGCUCGAGCACCGAUGGAGCUGUUGCUGGUGCCGGUGCUGGUCAAGUUUACACAGCUUCAAAGAGUUAUUUGACGAACUCGAUUCACGUCUCGGGCGUGGCUACGCGUUUAGCCAUGCACAUAGGUGGACAGCGGACGGAUCCGUAUGAGUUCUUCCAACUUUGCCUCGCGUUAGCCAGAGGUAUUGAUUAUGCAGUUGCAAACAAUGAGGUUCCGGCUCGAGCUCAAGAAUUACCAAUAGUGUUAAAACAGGUAUACCAUCGUAAAAACAUCUUCAACAUCGAACCUGUUAUUGUGGUGCUAAUGGCUUCUGUCAAGAGUGCUUGUAGGAAUGGAUGGUUUCUGGGUAAAGAUAAUGAAGAGCUUCUUACCCUGGCGAAUGAGAUUGUGAGUGGCUUCUGUAGCACGGGUGAUAUGAACAUCGAACCGAGCUCAGCUUUUUCCACUAUUUCAAAGAUUAUUUCCAGAUUCUAUCCCCGAAUGAAGAUGGGUCAUGUACUUGCUUCUCUUGAAGUAAAGCCAGGGUAUGGGGCUUAUGUGGUUGACUUCAAUGUCCCAAAGAAUACGGAUUCUACUGCACAAGGGAUAGUUAGGCUGUUUGUAGCUCAAACGGAUAGUACAGAGACAUCCUCAUGUAUUAUAAGUCCCCCACUAGCUAACUUCUUGUUAAAUGGAAAGGGAGUGGACAGACGGAUUAAUGUUUCAAUGGACAAUGGACCGCAGUUUCCAACAAAUGUGACUCCUAUGCUUAAAGUUGGAACAAAUCUUCUACAAGUUAUUGGCCAGUUUAAAGGCAAUUACAUCAUAAUCAUAGCCUUCACAAGUGUGGAAUCAUCCCCUGGUACACCUGUGCUACGAGAUUACGUUCAACCUGUUGCUGCGGUUGAUUCAGAUUCUGACAUAAUUGAGGGACCAUCACGAAUAUCUCUCAACUGUCCCAUAAGCCACACACGGAUUAGAACUCCUGUCAAAGGACAUCUUUGCAAACAUCAUCAGUGUUUCGAUUAUGACAACUUUCUGGAAAUAAACUCUAGAAGACCAUCCUGGCGCUGCGCUCAUUGCAACCAGUCUGUGUGCUACACUGACAUAUGUAUCGAUCAGAAUAUGGUUAAGGUCUUGAAAGAGGCAGCGGAGGGCGUCUCUGAUGUGAUUAUCUCAGUGGAUGGGUCCUGGAAGGCAGCCUGUGAAGGUAAUGACCAGGAAUAUCAGCUACAUAGUGGUACUUUGAGUUGCGAAAAUGAUGGUCCUGAGCAGCAUGGGUUCUCAAAGAAUCCAGCUAAUGUUAUGGAUCUUACUGGGGAAGAUGAUGAAGGAUAUUCUGCAAAUCUGUGUGAAACUGAAGACAGGAAACCCUUUCGGGAUAAUUUUCAUGGGUAUUCUGUGCCUCCCAAUCUGAAUCCGGCGGUCAACACAGCUGCUGAGGUGGUUGUAAAUUCUGCUCCUCAAAUUAUAGAUGAUUGCUGGGAGAGAUUUCGAAAUUCUGUUCCUCAAUUUGAAGAUGAUUUCUGGGAGAGAAUGUUCUUAUCCACUUCUGGUGCCACUCUUAGACGAGCAGCAUCCAGCAGUAUGGUGGACACUCAUGUGGCUGGUGGCACUUCUGAAUUCACUCCAACCAAUUUCAUGCCAUCUCCUGUGCUAACUGAUGCUAUUUCUCCUGCCCUUAAUUGUGAAGCUGCUGAUGCCCAGGGGUCCACUCAGCUCACAAUCCCUGUACAACCAGAUCAAUUUUCUGCCCCCUACAUGCAGUUACAGCCGUCACAAUUCGGUAAUUCAAUUGUCAGCAGCGAAACUGGAAGGCCAGCAAUACCCCGAAAUAUCAGCAGAAGUCCUGUAGCUAUUCAGGCUCUUCCUGCUCAGACUCAAGUGCCCAAUUCGAAUCAACGGGUGCGAUCAAACAUGAGUUCUUUGCUGCCAAAUGGUGCCCCUCCUCUUUCUCAGAGUGUAAUGGUCACAGAUGGUUUCAAUGCGGUUGGUGGUGAGACAGAAAGGCAGCAACAGUCCUCAAGGUUGCUAAUGAAUCCUCUGGCAACUGCAGACAUUGCGCCAAUUCAGCAUCCCUCAAUGUUACAGAGAUGGGGUCGACAACGACCACGCAUUCCUACUCAAUCACUGCCACAGGGGGUUGGCCUUCCAGCAACUAGCCAAGGUGCUGGUUAUUACAGAAGUUCCUCCCAGCUUACCCAGCAGCAGCAGCCUCCGAGCUGGAGAUUGGCUCAAAAUAUGAACCAGCCUUCAAAUCUGGUGCAGCCAGCUCCUCAUUUCGCACCAACCCCUUCCACACAAUUGGGUGGCCAGCCGAGGCACUCCCCUUUCCUCCACUCCCCUUCCCCUCGGCCCCCUCCUGCUUUCCGAACCCAGCAGAUGCCAGUUCAACUCCAACUACCCCGUGCAGGAUCUUCUUUAGCAAUGCCAAUGGGUGAACAGAGAGGAGGAAAUAUGGUGCAACCUGCUUCUAGGUCAGAUGUGUCAGUGGAAGUUUCGUCAGAGCAGAACUGGCAUCCCACAGGGAGAAUGAGGGGAAGCCUCACAGGUUCGGCUUAUUCUGCUGCUCUUAGCCAGUACAUGGGCCAACCAACUCCAUCAGCACCAGUUUCGAGAACAACGACCAGUCAAAGUUCAAACCCUUCUGGUACUUCCCAACUGCAGGUGCCUGCCAAUAGUUUCAACACCCAGGGAUCUCCCCAACAAGCUUACUUGAGGGCAGCAGAGGUAGCAAGCAGGCCUGGGAGCUUGGGUGCUCUUCCUGGACGUUUUAGGGGGACACAAUGAGACAGUCUACUGUGAGUUUUAGUCCAUUUUGUAAGUGUAAAGAUGGUGUAGUCAAUUUUGUAUCCCACAGUCACCAUCUUGUAAAGUUACUUUUUGAAUUUCUUAGGGCUGGGAUGGGUUUUAAAUGGCGCCGGUAUGUAGAUUAGUGUUUACUACUGGGUGUAAAGGGAGAGUUUUGUUGAAGUAAAGGUGAAUGCAAUUUUUA
Telopea speciosissima is the source of this 3035-nucleotide messenger RNA. RefSeq names its product E4 SUMO-protein ligase PIAL1-like. The transcript has 16 exons. Gene Ontology annotation, molecular function: SUMO ligase activity; zinc ion binding. Bases 32 to 2830 code for a protein of 932 amino acids. The record is from RefSeq and is a predicted model, not a curated record. Gene Ontology annotation, biological process: protein sumoylation. NCBI's taxonomy places the organism in Eukaryota, Viridiplantae, Streptophyta, Magnoliopsida, Proteales, Proteaceae.